AUGGGCCUGAUCUGGCUUCUACUGCUCAGCUUGCUGGAACCCGGCUGGCCCGCGACCGGGCCCGGAACCCGGCUGCGGCGCGAUGCGGGCGGCCGUGGCGGCGUCUACGAGCACCUCGGCGGGGCGCCCCGGCGCCGCAAGCUCUACUGCGCUACCAAGUACCACCUCCAGCUACACCCGAGCGGCCGCGUGAACGGCAGCCUUGAGAACAGCGCCUACAGCAUCCUGGAAAUUACUGCUGUGGAAGUGGGUGUGGUGGCUAUCAAAGGUCUCUUCUCUGGUCGGUACCUGGCCAUGAACAAGAGAGGACGGUUGUAUGCUUCGGAGCACUACAAUGCAGAGUGCGAGUUUGUGGAGCGGAUCCAUGAGCUGGGCUACAAUACAUAUGCUUCUCGCCUGUACCGCACGGGGCCCAGCGGGCCAGGGGCUCGACGGCAACCUGGUGCCCAGAGACCUUGGUACGUGUCUGUGAAUGGCAAGGGUCGGCCACGCAGGGGCUUCAAAACUCGCCGCACACAGAAAUCCUCCCUCUUCCUUCCCCGGGUGCUAGGCCACAAGGACCAUGAGAUGGUAAGGCUGCUGCAGAGUGGCCAACCACGAGCCCCCAGCGAGGGCAGCCAGCCCAGGCAGCGGAGGCAGAAGAAGCAGAGUCCAGGAGACCAUGGCAAGCUGGAGCCCUUGUCUGCUCGGGCCACCCCAGGCACCCAGCUGGACACAGGGGGACUGGCUGUUGCCUGA
Messenger RNA from Acomys russatus (golden spiny mouse), 738 nucleotides. RefSeq names its product fibroblast growth factor 3 (gene Fgf3). Bases 1 to 738 code for a protein of 245 amino acids. Gene Ontology annotation, cellular component: cytoplasm. Gene Ontology annotation, molecular function: growth factor activity; fibroblast growth factor receptor binding. NCBI's taxonomy places the organism in Eukaryota, Metazoa, Chordata, Mammalia, Rodentia, Muridae. The transcript has 3 exons. Gene Ontology annotation, biological process: regulation of cell migration; animal organ morphogenesis; positive regulation of cell population proliferation. The record is from RefSeq and is a predicted model, not a curated record.